Sphaerulina musiva SO2202 is the source of this 1632-nucleotide messenger RNA. RefSeq names its product glycoside hydrolase family 125 protein. NCBI's taxonomy places the organism in Eukaryota, Fungi, Ascomycota, Dothideomycetes, Mycosphaerellales, Mycosphaerellaceae. The record is from RefSeq and is a predicted model, not a curated record. The transcript has 2 exons. Gene Ontology annotation, biological process: carbohydrate metabolic process. Bases 1 to 1551 code for a protein of 516 amino acids.
AUGGCAUUCCGACAUCUGCUUUUCGCUACUGCCUGCCUGGCGCUAUCCGUCGUAGCAGCCGAGAACGUUAGCUGUCCAGACUAUGCGAAAUACUCUAAAGAGCAACAUGGACCGUUCAGCGCAGGGAAAUUCAACCUGUCCUACCAGCGUCCUGAGUCCAGAUGCCGAACUUUCAACUCUUCCGUGGUCGAGAGCGCCAUCGACCGCGUCAAGCAAGAGAUCGCAGACCCGGAUCUGAGCAGGCUGUUCGAGAAUGCCUUUCCCAACACACUGGACACGGCAGUAAAGUGGAAAGGCACUGCACAAGAUUCAGACGAGGAGUUGACGUUCUUGAUCACGGGAGACAUCAACGCCAUGUGGCUGCGAGACUCUGCCAAUCAAGUCCAAUCCUACCGGUCGCUGCUCAAGCCUUCAAGUGACAGUGACUCUCUGGCUUCGCUGUACAGAGGCGUGAUCAAUUUGCAAGCACGCUAUGUGCUCACGAGUCCGUACUGCAACUCGUUUCAACCCCCUGUCGAAUCUGGUCUCAAGCCUUCUGUGAACUCAUAUGGGGCCCAAGACGUGGUGCUACCUGCAUACAGUAACCAUUCUGUAUUCGAAUGCAAGUACGAGCUUGACUCGCUGGCAGCUUUCCUGGAAGUGAGCGAGGACUACUACAAUGCAACGGGGGAUAUCGACUUCUUCGGCAAGUACCAAUGGGUAUCAGCUGUCGAAACCAUCCUCAAGACUGCGGAAGAUCAAAUCAUCGGAACGUACGCGACGUCCGGCAUGGUGAACAACUUGACAUAUCAAUUCUCUCGUCAGACCGACACCGCCACCGAGACAAUGGCAAACCAUGGCUUCGGCAACCCUUUCAACAACGGCAGUGGUCUUGUGCGCUCCUUCUUCCGACCCAGUGACGACGCCACCAUCUACCAAGGACUGAUCCCAAGCAACAUGAUGUUCUCGCGCUACCUCGUCGCAGCCUCCAAAAUCGCCGCCCAACUUAGCGGGCAAGAAGCACUCGCCCAACGCAUGCAAGACAUGGCCGCAAGCAUCCAAUCCGCCAUUGAAAAAUACGCCAUCAUCAACACCCCCGACUGCGGCAAAAUCUACGCCUUCGAAGUCGACGGCUACUUCGGACAAAACAUCAUGGACGACGCCAACAUCCCCUCUCUCCUCGCCGCUCCCUUUUUCGGCUAUCUCGACGUCAACGACCCCAUCUACCAAAACACCCGAAAACUCAUUCUCAGCUCUGGCAACCCGUACUUCAUGCGCGGACCCGUCAUCAAUGCCAUCGGAGGCCCGCAUAAUGGUCCGGGGUACGCGUGGCCCAUGGCAAGCAUUGUAAGGAUUUUAACGAGCAACGACGAUUUCGAAAUCACGGAACAGUUGAGGGAGAUUGUGAGCAGUACGGCGGGAUUGGGUUUGAUACAUGAGAGUAUUAAUACUUUUAAUGUGACGGAUUGGACGAGACAGUGGUUUUCGUGGGCGAAUGGCUUGUUCGGGCAGGCGAUUUUGGAUCUGAACGAGAGGAAGCCUGAGUUGUUGAAACAGAGCUUUCAAGAUUAAGGUACCUACAUGUACCUAGGUCUAGGUACGGUACCUAGCUACCUGAUUAUUGAGCGUGCAGACGGGAAGAACGAAUUCCCC